Fusarium fujikuroi IMI 58289 is the source of this 2079-nucleotide messenger RNA. RefSeq lists its product as uncharacterized. NCBI's taxonomy places the organism in Eukaryota, Fungi, Ascomycota, Sordariomycetes, Hypocreales, Nectriaceae. The coding region runs from base 1 to 2079 and encodes 692 amino acids. The record is from RefSeq and is a predicted model, not a curated record. The transcript is spliced from 4 exons.
AUGGCAGAAAUUCUCGGCCUGGCCUCCAGUAUCAUCACAAUAGUGGAGGUGGCUGGAAAGCUCGGCACCAACACCAUUCGACUCAAGCGAUUAUGGGACGAAGUACAAGAUGUCCCAGCUAGCAUUCAGAGAUGCAUCGAGCAAUUGGAGAUCUUGGCCCCCGCCAUCGAGGAAAUGGACCACGAGUUUGAGAAGACCCGGAAUAUGAUACAGAACGACUCGGCUGCCAAGCGAAGUCUUGAAUAUUCACGGAAAGCGGUAGAGACUCUCGACACUUUGGUGAGAGACAUGGAGACACAGAUCAGCGUAGCAAAGACCAGCAAGAGACUGGUAGCCCAACUCAAAGUCAGGAUCAAAAGAGACGUGAUUGAAGAUCACCAGCUUCGACUCACGUCAGCACUUCAACUGCUGUCUCUUUCCCAACAAACCUAUCUCAUUGCUUUAUCACGCGCGCAACCGGGGAUUAUAAUUUCCGAGAUAAGGAGCUGGCAGGACACAGAGUAUCAGAAGCAACUUUCAGUAGGCACUGAAGAAGAUAAGCAGUCCAUGCAAAGUGAAGAACCUGAAGGGGUACAGGCUGGGGAGUCUCAAAGCAACUUCAAGUCUCCUGCAUCUCGCGACUUUAGCUUUUGGUCCGCCAAAAGGCCAUUGCCGCGAAGGCGGCCCGGUCUACUAGGCAGCUUUACUUCCCAAUAUUAUGAGAUUGCCGAAAGUUCUUCGAUUCACCACGUGCCAGACAAGGCACAACUCUUCCAAGCAAGGAUACAGAUGCCUUGGUUAAUGCAAAGAUCUUGGGACUUGUCAGUACUUCGGGCAUCAACUGGGUGGACUCUCCAAUUGAACACCAGAAACAUGCGGCCCUGGGAUGCCAAAAUAAUCCAGGCUGUUGCAAAUGGGCAAGUUGAACAUAUUAUCGAGCUUCUCAAGAGCAAAGAGGCAUCAAUCUACGACGUGGAUCCCGAUGGAUAUUCGUUGCUGGAGCUUGCCCUGAGGAGCCAACAGACCGAAUCCAUCAAGGCUCUCAUCCUCAUGGGGAUGAAGGUUUCUGAAAGUGAUUCGAAGACUUUCGUUUCGUAUAUAUGUAUGUCGCUCUGGAAGGACCCUCAAGCAGAGAGCGUAAUAGAGCUUGGCAGUCAAUGGGCAGCAGAAAUAGAGGGACUAUUAAGCGAGCCUCUAGUACAAGGUUACUUCAAAGUAGCCUUCUGGAGAGUUCCCAGUUUAUACCCUCUUUUAUCGGAGAUAGAAUCUGUCUGUCAAGUGUUACCCUCAUUUGACUGGGUUGAUGUCAACCCAAGGGUUCCUUUAAAGUUGAUAAAAAGUGGACUCGCUGAAACUUCAGACUUCCCUCCAGACCUCUGCUGCUUACAUUCGCUUGUUAGCUCAAGUCUUAUAUACCAGUAUUUCCAUACACUCUUGAACAGCGACGAGAGCUUCCAUGACUGGAGGCGUUUGGCGAGGAAGGUGUUUCUGGGAGUCCCCCUUCUGGAUAUUGUUCAUCCCCAUGAUGGAGGUUUCUGUAGUCUCAGUGGUAUCAUUGAAGCACUAUGGAAGCGACAAUUUCGACUUCUCCCCUUUGCAAGGUGGAUACGAAGAGCUGUUAGUCUAUGGCUCGAAGAUCUUGCAGCGGCUGGCAUCAACCUAGAAGAGUAUAUGAGUCUAGAACUCCGAUACAGCCGGGAUUACCAAAACAAUAGCGUGUACAAGGGCACGAAAAUGGAGAUCCGGCCAGGGACGCGUUUACCGGGGUCUGGGCCAUCACUGGUAGUUCUUUCAGUUGGACCACAUGCUGAUGAUUGGUCUUUUUCUUGGGAUCCCUGUGUGGAGGAGUUGUCCGGCGAUUUCUGGACGGCACUUGAAGAUGCUCAGUUGAAAGUCCCCGGUACAUGGGUUGACGAGAGAACUGAAGAUUCUGUAUGCCUUAUGGGAGAUAGGGUUAAUUGUUGGCUCCGGUGGUACGAGAGGAAGUACUGCGAGGGGUUUCGAGUACGAGGAAUAUUGACGUGCCAGGAGUUUCGCCACAUGAACCAUGGUUCAGAUAGUGACUUAUGGUUGGUUAAGGAGAUCCUAGACUGCUGUUAG